Messenger RNA from Planococcus citri (citrus mealybug), 1223 nucleotides. It is a transcript of the gene sing, whose product is annotated as MARVEL domain-containing protein sing. Lineage: Eukaryota; Metazoa; Arthropoda; Insecta; Hemiptera; Pseudococcidae. The coding region runs from base 404 to 937 and encodes 177 amino acids. The transcript has 4 exons. Gene Ontology annotation, cellular component: membrane. The record is from RefSeq and is a predicted model, not a curated record.
ACGACAACAUAACCUACAGAGUAAUAGCAUGCGAAGUAUAGAACUUACUCGCGGAAUUGAAAUGAAAAAAAAAUACGACGAGAUGUACUUUUACCAUAUACGUAAAGUUUUUAAAAAAUUUUUACUCGUCUAUAAAGAGAUUAAAGAUUGCUGCAAGGUAGAUACAUAUAUACCUAGAGAGAGACUAGAGAGAUGCCAACAAAUUCUAUAUACGUAUUAGACGGAUACGGAAGUUCAACGUCGAGGGAGACAUUCACAUUUCGCCGGUUUAAAAAUAACCACCCACGAGUAUCACAAAAAUGCUUCCUCUUUUGUUUAUUUUAUUGCGAGCUUGGAAGUUUAAUUGGUGCAACUUUAUGUGUUGGAGCUAUUUUGUCUCUCCGUUUCGUCCUGCUAUAGUAAAAUGCUCAGGAAUCAAAUGAUACCUGUUGUGAUACCAUCUCGAGCUAAAUUACCGUUAUGUUCGUGUUGCGGAUUUAAUUUAAAUUUCGCUUAUCUAAAGUCGUACGCCGGAUUACUUAAGAUUUUACAAUUGAUUAUAGCCGGCCUUUGUAAAAGCUUAUUGAUGAAUUUCGGAUUGAAAUACGCCUCGUUGAUUGGAUUCUCGUACGAUGCAUUUUUAACCACUAUAUCGGGGUCGGUGAUUACAACCACUGUUUUACUUCUAACUUAUAUUUGGUCGGAAAAUUCCAUGCGAUUGGUUCGGUCUUCGUUAUUGGAAGUGUUUUUCAAUGGCAGCACUUGCUUAAAUUUCAUCGGUUCGUGUAGCUGGUUAUUGUUAACUAUUCACACCUUCUUGUAUCCAGAUUUUUUAGCAAUACCAUUUUUCUUCAUUUAUCCAAUCAUGGUAGCUGUAAAUAUUUUAGGAUUCCUACUCAGCUUGAUCUACGGUAUAGAUUGCUACUUAGCAUACAAAUACUACAAAGGAUACCGAUGAUAACCUUGGAACCGAGUAUAAUGAAAGAUUAAUACUGGAACAAUCUCAACUUAUAUGUACAUAGAACUACCUCAUUUAUAAAAUUUUCAAUAAACUUUUCCACUUUGGUAAACUUUAUACUCUCAUUGUACAGUCAAAGUUUUAGUAAAAGUGGCGCACACUGUAAAAUGUAUAUCGUAUAUCGUAUACCUACCUACGAUAUUAAAAAAAAAGGUAUACAAUUACAUAACACCCACGCCUGCCUUUACCACACUCGCACUCGUACGCGAAUUAAUUAUGCACAUUA